CAAACUCACACUCGUACUUGUCUGUGAACGAGAGGAACGUGUGAAGUGAAUUUUCGAUAGAGGUUACCAUUUGUUUACGGCUAUUAUUUGUUUGGCGUUGGAGAAUCUUAUUUUAUUUGAUAUAAGCGAUGGAGGAAGCAAGCGUUCCAAAUAAAUCCAAAGCAUGUAAAUUGCCACAGAAACGAUUUUACCGACAACGUGCACAUUCCAAUCCAAUAGCCGAUCACACAUUCGACUACCCUGCACAUCCAGAUGAAUUUGAUUGGUCGCAAUUGUAUCCAAACAUUGGAAAUAAUCAAGUUGAAUUUGCCGACGUUGGAUGUGGUUAUGGAGGAUUUCUUGUCACGCUGAGCGAGUUGUUCCCGGAUAAAUUUGCUAUUGGCUUUGAGAUUCGAGUUAAGGUGUCAGACUAUGUGAUGGAUAGGAUUGAUGCGUUACGAAAAUUGCAUCCAAAUCAAUAUCAAAAUAUCGCAUGCCUCCGAACCAAUGCAAUGAAAUAUUUGCCAAACUAUUUUAAGAAGGGACAAUUAUCCAAAAUGUGCUUUCUUUAUCCUGAUCCACAUUUUAAGAGAUCCAAACACAAAUGGCGCAUCAUAAAUACAGCUCUACUCACAGAGUAUGCGUAUUGUUUACGCGAAGGAGGAAUUCUUUACACAAUAACCGAUGUAAAAGAUUUACACGAAUGGAUGGUGCAUCAUCUAGAAAAGCACUCUCUCUUCGAACGAAUUGUCGGGGACGAAUUGGAUUCAGAUCCGGUUGUUGAAAAAUUGUACGAGACCAGUGAAGAGGGUCAAAAAGUAACACGAAACAAGGGGGAUAAGUUUGUAGCUGUUUUUCGACGCAUCAAAUCAUAACUUCUAAUACUAUUCAUUUAUUUUUCCGAAAAAAAAAACGGUUUAAAAUUUAUAUUUACAUUAUAACCGCGAACUAAAUAAAGUUCUCUCUUUUGUAUUCACACAAA
This is a messenger RNA of Contarinia nasturtii (swede midge), 961 nucleotides long. RefSeq names its product tRNA (guanine-N(7)-)-methyltransferase. The record is from RefSeq and is a predicted model, not a curated record. Bases 129 to 854 code for a protein of 241 amino acids. Gene Ontology annotation, biological process: RNA (guanine-N7)-methylation; tRNA methylation. Gene Ontology annotation, molecular function: tRNA (guanine(46)-N7)-methyltransferase activity. The transcript has 4 exons. NCBI's taxonomy places the organism in Eukaryota, Metazoa, Arthropoda, Insecta, Diptera, Cecidomyiidae. Gene Ontology annotation, cellular component: tRNA methyltransferase complex.